Messenger RNA from Austrofundulus limnaeus, 2094 nucleotides. It is a transcript of the gene twist1a, whose product is annotated as twist family bHLH transcription factor 1a. The coding region runs from base 1031 to 1579 and encodes 182 amino acids. The transcript is spliced from 2 exons. Lineage: Eukaryota; Metazoa; Chordata; Actinopteri; Cyprinodontiformes; Rivulidae. The record is from RefSeq and is a predicted model, not a curated record. Gene Ontology annotation, biological process: regulation of transcription by RNA polymerase II; developmental process. Gene Ontology annotation, molecular function: DNA-binding transcription factor activity, RNA polymerase II-specific; protein dimerization activity; RNA polymerase II transcription regulatory region sequence-specific DNA binding.
GCUGUUCUGUUUUCCGCUCUCCCCCUUCCUCUCGGUCCAUCUUCAUCACAUCCAGUGUUUGCGUUGUGCGCCUUUAAGCGACCCCCUCUACCUCCUCCUGCAGCGCGCAUGGAUCCGCCUUGAGUGCUCCCCUUGAUGGGGACCACUCUUUGCCUUUUWAACCUGAGCCGCGCGGUGCCGAGAUCCCCGCGGGGAGUCAGGCGCAUACUUCAACCCCGGGGCAGCUGAGGGGAAAAAAAAUAAACACAUCGGUCUGCUUAUACGAGCAAGAGACCCCCCCUGCUGGGACAGCCUCCUGCGUUUCAGUAGGUCUGGUGUGUUUCAGCAGCACCACAGCUCCCCAUUCUCAGACCAGUCAGCUCAGUUAUUUCACUGAAGAUUUAUUUUUAGCAAGAAAGAGGAAAGUAAAAGUUAAAUUCAGAGGUGACCCAGGUUUACAAGCUGAUGGACAAGUCCUGUUGAUUUCAUGGAGAGCUAAACGUGAUUAAAACGAGACCAAAACUGAGAACUACAGCAUGUCUGAGCUUAAGCAAGAGUGGUUUAAUCCAAAGGAAUUCCACUUGUUUUGUUUGCUUUGCAAUAAAUCCAAAAGGAGGAAAAAAACAUUAUGCAAUACUGAACUGGAAUAAAUUUGGAUGAAAAAAAAAGAGAAACUGUCCCAGCGAAACUUCUCACUGUGUUUGCACAAGAAUACAUGAUUUAAUACCACCCACCAUCCUCCCACUGAACUUGCAUGUUUUAAAAAGUUUCCCUAAAGUCUCCUUCUCCUGUAGUAUUAUGUUACAGCUCUCCUCACCCAAUCGUAGAAUCCUCCCCCCAACCCCCCAAAAUCCUCCUGCCUGCUCUCCGCUAUAAGAGCCGCGGUCCUCCCAGCCUGGCAGACACCUCUCCCCUCCCUGAUGCGCACCAGAUUUCAGGAUCCAGAUCCAGCGCAGGCAUUAUAUUACUUGAUGCUGUGACCACUUUAGUGGAUUUGGGUUCAAACAGUCCAAAAAAGAAGGGGAAAAAGGCAAGUAAAGAGGGUUUUCAAAUGCGGGAAGAGGACUCCUCCCCGAUGGACAGCGCUGGGAACAGCGAGGAGGAGAGCGAGCGUCAGCUACCGCGGAGAGGCGCGAGGAAGAGGCGGACGACCCGGAGGAGCUCGGACGAAGGGGAGGAGGGGCGCGCGGAGAGUCCCAGCCCGGGCAAGAAGAGAGCCAGGAAGGGCUGCGACGACGGGGGCGGAAGCGCCGGCAGCGGCUGCAGCGAGGCCAGUUGCAGCCCCGCGCGCUCCUUCGACGACCUGCAGACGCAGCGCGUCAUGGCCAACAUCCGCGAGCGCCAACGGACGCAGUCCCUCAACGAGGCGUUCACGUCGUUACGUAAGAUCAUCCCCACCCUUCCGUCCGACAAGCUCAGCAAGAUCCAGACGCUGAAGCUGGCGGCCCGGUACAUCGACUUCCUGUGCCAAGUUCUGCAGAGCGACGAGCUGGACGCGCGAGGAUCCAGCUGCAGCUACGUGGCGCACGAGAGACUGAGCUACGCCUUCUCCGUUUGGAGGAUGGGGGGCUCGUGGAGCUUGUCUACUACGUCCCACUAGCUGGAUCCAGGUUGUUGGUGUUGGCUGGCAUGGCUUGGAUUUCCCAAACUGAAGAACAAAGAGUUCAGACAAUAGAACUCUUGAAAUGGGCCAAAAAAGCAGCUGAAUCCCAGGAUCAGCUGCUUUGCUUCAGGCCUGAGGAGGAAGGCCGCCCCCUUUUCUAUUUCCCUUUGCAUGGACUGUGAUGUGUGCAAGGGAGCACUUACGGGACAGUCAGGAUGCAUGAAGGAAAGAAGACCACUGCGACUAUGAAUGUUGUCAAACCAAAUCGAGCUCAGACGACCUGCUCUGUUUUGAACCACGAGAGACAAUCCAGUCCACAUUCCCUGUGACAGCGUUUCACACAAACUGAAGUAUGUUGUAUUUAUUUUUCCAAGCAAUCUUUUGCUGUUUUUCAAAUAAAAGUUAUUUAUUUUGUGAUGUCACAGAGCGCCGAGCAAAUCUGGACUUUGAACAUUUUGUGUGUUGUAAAUAUUUGGAAAAAGAUGAAUAAAAAAGGGUUUUGAUAUUGCUAA